Molecule: messenger RNA, 1825 nt
Organism: Alosa alosa (allis shad)
Lineage: Eukaryota; Metazoa; Chordata; Actinopteri; Clupeiformes; Clupeidae
Gene: ints15
Product: integrator complex subunit 15
Source: RefSeq, a predicted model, not a curated record
UUCAAAGCCGGUGCUGGAUAAACAAAUAGCAUGCAUGCGACAGAGGAAAAGUGCUUUGGUGUUGCUUAACGCUCAACGCGAAGCUUGGAAAAAAAAUAGACUUGUCCCUUUCGAGGCACCGUACAGUGGAUGGUUGCAUUGUGCAGUUAGCCAGCACUGAGUAGCUAGGUAGCUGAUCACACCCGUUUUUGUUUUCUAGUACCAUUUUGAAACAUAAUGGAUUAUUCGUCUUUCAUACGCUGAGUCAUGUCAGACAUCCGUGGGUCUCUGCUGCGGCGGGAUCCCCUGAGCGCUGCUAAAGAGGUGCUGUACCAUCUGGACAUCUCCCUGGGCAGCUCUGCCCUCCAGGGCCCCGGGACCUCCGGACCCUCCGCCGUCGCCACGGCAGCCGUCGCCGUGGAGAGGAGCACGGUGGAGCUGGUGGAGGAGUUCAUCUACCACACGCCCAAGGACAGGAAUGCACAGCCCAAGAGGCUAUCGUGUCUGCAGGAGCUGCAGCUGUUGGAGAUCAUGUGCAGCUACUUCCAGGAGCAGAGCCGCGACGCUGUGCGCCACCUCAUCUUCUCUGCCCUCUUCGGUCUCCAGGGAAACCAGGUGGACGACAGCCGCAUGGCCAUGCUGGCUAAGCUCGUCUCCAUGGCGAUUGCCGUCGGACGCGUCCCCAUCCUGGAUUGCACUGCCACCUGGCUGCAGCGCUCCCAUGCGGUGUGUUGUGUGCGGGUUGCGCGUGUGUUAGUGGAUGAUUACUGCAGGGUGGUUCCUGGCUCCGCCCACACCUUGAAGCAGGUGUUUAACGCAAGCCCCGCCUUCUGUUGCCAGUUCAUCACCGCGGUUACGGCCCUUUAUGACUUGUCUUCAGAGGAUCUGACUCCUCCCCCAGCUCUGCUGGAGAUGGUUGUUGAUUGGAUAACAGACGACCCGAGACUCCUCCUCCUGACCUUCCUGAACACGCCCCUCCCUGUCGCCAGCCUAUCCCGUGGCUGCCUGGAGCUCACGCCUCUCCUGGGCCUCCUGCGCUGGUCCGUCAAAGCCCCACUUGCCAAUCAGAGGAACCGCAAACAGGCAUUGGCCAAUGGCCACGCAGAGCUGGAGAAGGGGGCGGGACAAGAGGCUGAGGAGCUCUAUUCCAAACUCCACCUGAGUGUGCUGCAGGUGUUUCUCAUGCUGCAGGUGCACCUGACUGAGAAGAAUGUGAUUGGUCAGCUGUCGGUGCUCCAGUGGGACCACGUGGUGGGAUUGGUGGACGAAGUGGGCCGCCUGGGGGAGGAGCUUAACCCUCUCCACGCCGCCAAUCACAUCCAGCUGGCUCUGGAUAGGCUGGCCCAGGCCCUGCAGGUGGCCAUGGCAACGGGAGCGCUCUUGUGUGCCCGAGAAGAACUUAGACCUCUGUGUUCUAGACUGCCACACAACAAUCUGAUGCAGCUGGUGAUGUCAGGGCCGUUCCAGCCCCCCUCUACCCCCACCUGCCCUCCCUCCCCCCCACACACACACACCAGCCCCCUGUCCCCACACAUCCACACACACACACACGCACACACACACGCGCACGCCGCGCUCUCGCCACACAACACACACCCCGCUCUGCAGACCGCGCACAACACACACACACACGCACACACACACACAGUCAUCUCCCCACACACCUUUCACCCAGCUAUGGGCUUUUCUUACCGACCCAUACGCUAAGUGCACAACACAUGCACGCACGCACACACACACACACAGUCAUCUCCCCACACACCUUUCACCCAGCCAUGGGCUUUCCUUACCGACCCAUACUAGAAGUACACACACACACACACACACACACACACACACACAUUAA